AUGAGCGCGGGCGACGCCGUGUGCACGGGCUGGCUCGUCAAGUCGCCCCCCGAGAGGAAGCUGCAGCGCUACGCCUGGCGCAGGCGCUGGUUCGUGCUGCGGCGGGGCCGCCUGAGCGGCGACCGCGACGUCCUGGAGUACUACCGCAGCCAGCGCGCCCGCAAGCCCAUCCGCGCCAUCGACCUCAGCGAGUGCGCCGUCUGGAAGCACGCGGGCCCGGGCUUCGUUCGGAAGGAGUUCCAGAACCAUUUCGUGUUCAUUGUCAAGACUGCAUCUCGCACCUUCUAUCUGGUGGCCAAGACGGAGGAGGAAAUGCAGGUGUGGGUGCACAGCAUCACUCAGGUCUGCAACUUCGGCCACCUGGAUGACAGCGCAGAUUCUGUGGCGAGCGGCUCUCGUGCACCUCUCUGCGCGCAGCCCUCCGCCGCCAGCUCCCUUCGCACCGCCCCUGCUGUCAGCUCCCUGCCAAGAGAUGACCCGAGCACUAGUACUGUAGCCACUGAGGGAACCGGAAGUGAGUCAGAGUUUCCCUUCCUUCCUGAUUACCUGAUUCUAUCCAACUGCGAGACGGGAAGAGUGCACCACGCCAGUCUCCCCACCAGAUGUGACAGCUGGUCAAACUCGGAGCGCUCACUGGAACAGGCAUCCUUCGACGACGUUUUUGUGGAUGGCCCGCAGCCACUGCCCUCCGGGAACCUGGUCUGCCCCUCACGCCCUGGGAACAGUUCUCAGGAGGCCCCUUCCAUGAGGCCCCAGGCUGCCCUGAUCUGGACGAGAGAUGUCAGUGGCCUGUCCAGGGACCACUUUUCUUUACCAGUGCUGGAAACUUCCUUAAACUCCACUGUCCAGGUAGAUCAAAACCAAGCUUCCUUGCCCUACGGGGUAAAAGAAGUCGAUGUUACGUCCAACACGCCACCUCCCCGCCCCCCUAAGCCAAGCCAUCUCUUUGAGCGGUGCCACGAGGAGCGGCUCCUGUGCGGCGGGCCCAGUAGCGUCAAGAAGCCAGAAGGCACUGUGGCACCGAGAAGAAUCUCUCUCUCCGCUUUAGAUAACAUGAGAACCUGGAAAGGUGAUGUAGAAGGCCAAUCUUUAAGACACCGAGAUAAGCGGCUAAGUUUAAAUUUGCCAUGCAGGUUCUUCCCGACGUCCCCUCCGGCUUCCACCAGCACUGAGGACAGCUACGUGCCCAUGAGACCCCAGGCCGCCGCUUCUGCUCUCGGACCCCACUGCAGCCCUGAUGACUACAUCCCAAUGAGCUCAGGAAGCAUCACCAGCCCAUUGCCCGAGCUCCCGGCGCACCUGGAGCCCCCCCCUGUGAAUAGAGAUCUCAAGCCUCAGAGGAAACCACGGUCACCUCCCCUGGACCUGAAACGCCUCUGCACCAUCCGGGAACACACGUGUCUCACCAGGACCCGCACUGCGCCUUGCAAUCGAACCAGCUUUCUCUCUCCGGAAAGAAAUGGUAUUAAUUCUGCAAGAUUUUUUGCCAAUUCUGUUUCCAGAGAAGAGGAACAAAGCUACAUGCAAAUGGAGGAGCACAGAAAAGCCAGCUUGCUCAGCAGUGGAGCUCUGACGUGGACGAGGAAAUUCAGCCUGGACUAUUUAGCCCUGGACUUCAACUCGGCGUCACCAGCCCCUGUGCAGCAGAAACUUCUCUUUUCGGAGGAGCAAAGAGUGGACUACGUACAAGUGGACGAGCGCAAGACGCAAGCCCUCCGGAGCACAAAGCAGGAGUGGACGGACGAGAGGCAGGUCCAGAGCGUGACGGGGCUGCGCUGCGGCCGCGGCCCUGCGGGACGCCGGCCCUUGUCACCGGCCACACUUGCCCCCGCCGAGCCUCAGGCCAGCGGACUGGGAUGUAGGAAACCCCAUCCGGGCCCGGUAGGCACAAUCAAAGCAAAAGUGGCGUUAGAAAUCUUCUCCGGUGGAGCCUUUGACGUGCGGACUGGAGCCAACAGGAUGACAUCUUUUGACUCCGACGCCUGA
Messenger RNA from Kogia breviceps (pygmy sperm whale), 1986 nucleotides. RefSeq names its product GRB2 associated binding protein 3 (gene GAB3). Gene Ontology annotation, molecular function: signaling adaptor activity. Lineage: Eukaryota; Metazoa; Chordata; Mammalia; Artiodactyla; Physeteridae. Gene Ontology annotation, cellular component: cytoplasm. The record is from RefSeq and is a predicted model, not a curated record. Gene Ontology annotation, biological process: signal transduction.